This is a messenger RNA of Odocoileus virginianus texanus, 1176 nucleotides long. It is a transcript of the gene ZDHHC24, whose product is annotated as zinc finger DHHC-type containing 24. The record is from RefSeq and is a predicted model, not a curated record. Gene Ontology annotation, molecular function: palmitoyltransferase activity. Lineage: Eukaryota; Metazoa; Chordata; Mammalia; Artiodactyla; Cervidae.
AUGGGGCAGCCCUGGGCGGUAGGGACCGCGGAGGCCGCUCCCGCGCGGCUGCCCCUCGUGCUCACCGCGCUUUGGGCUGCGGCGGUGGGCCUGGAGCUAGCUUACGUGUUAGUGCUGGGCCCCGGGCCACCUCCGUUGGGACCCUUGGCCCGGACCCUGCAGGUUGCGCUGGCAGCCUUCCAGCUGCUCAACCUACUGGGCAACGUGGGGCUCUUCCUGCGCUCGGACCCCAGCAUCCGGGGUGUGAUGCUGGCCGGCCGUGGUCUGGGCCAGGGCUGGGCUUACUGCUACCAGUGCCAAAGCCAGGUGCCGCCGCGCAGCGGGCACUGUUCUGCCUGCCGCAUCUGCAUCCUCCGCCGGGACCACCACUGCCGCCUGCUGGGCCGCUGCGUGGGCUUCCGCAACUACCGGCCCUUCCUGUGUCUCCUGCUCCACGGCGCGGGUGUCCUGCUGCAUGCCUCUGUGCUGCUGGGCCCGGCCCUGUCGGCCCUGCUGCGAGCCCACACACCCCUCCAUACCGCCGCCCUGCUCCUGCUGCCCUGGCUCAUGUUGCUCACAGGCAGAGUGUCCUUGGCACAGUUCGCCCUGGCCUUCGUGACUGACACGUGCGUGGCGGGUGCGCUGCUGUGCGGGGCCGGGCUGCUCUUCCACGGGAUGCUGCUGCUCAGGGGCCAGACCACGUGGGAGUGGGCUCGGGGCCAGCACGUGUACGACCUGGGCCCCUGCCACAACCUGCAGGCAGCUCUGGGGCCCCGCUGGGCCCUCGUCUGGCUCUGGCCCUUCCUGGCCUCCCCGUUGCCGGGGGACGGGAUCACCUUCCAGACCGCAGCCGACGUGGGACUCAUGGCUUCCUGACUCCAGGAAGCGCCUGAGCUUGUACAAGCCGCACACGGCGAGGAGAGGGGACUUGUAACUCAUUUCAGGCCCACCCCCGCCCCCAGCCUCAGAGGGAGGCAGGCUGGUACUUGAUGCCUGCUUUCAGCAACUCCCAUCACCACCCUUGGGCUUGCCCAUGCCCAGCUUGGACUCCUAGGGUCCAGGGCUUGGGCCCUGCGAUUCAGCCUCUGUCAGUGGCCCCCGAGGACUGUGAAAGGUCUGGCAAGGGGCUGCUCGGCCUGCCUGGUCGCCCCAUUGCCAGGUUAAUAAAGUGCCCACUUGGUUCUGGAACUCCCUCCA